AUGGCCCCGGCCGGACCGGCCUCCCCGCCGCUCGGCCACGCGGCCCGCUCCUCUCCGCGCCGCCCACGCGCCGCCCCGCACGGCCGCUCGCCCCCACGCGUCGCGCCGCCGCUGGGCCGCAUCUCCCAGCGCGGCCCACUCGCCCGCACCGGCUGGGCCGCCUUGCCCGCCGCGCGGCCUGCCUCCCCUGUCCGGCCCCAGAUCCGGUUCGGCCGGGCUGCUGACCGGCCUGUCCGGCUCCAGCUCCGGUCGGCCGGCCUGUGGGCUGGCUGGGCCGAUUUUCAUUCAACGUCCGAGCCCGCCAUUGUCGCCGCCACCAGCACGGGAACCGUCCCCGCCAUCGCCACCACCGUCGACGGCGUGCUCCGGAUCCCCACCGAGUCCUCCGCCAAGUGCCGACGCAAGCUGCAGCCCACACGCGCCGCCGGUGGCGCCAUGCUCCCGCUAGCCGCCGUGCCACACCCCGGCGCGGCCUACUACUCCGUCGUCGCCGACCCGCUCCUGCAGGGCGGUGGUGGCGGCGCGGUCUCCGUCGCCGGCGUCUCGCGCUGUCGCCGCGGCCCAGCAGGGCCUCGUCCCCGUCUUCGCCGUCCCGUCCGCCGCCGGCGCCGCCGGCAGCCACAUGAGCCCGAUUGA
Messenger RNA from Lolium perenne, 636 nucleotides. The record is from RefSeq and is a predicted model, not a curated record. NCBI's taxonomy places the organism in Eukaryota, Viridiplantae, Streptophyta, Magnoliopsida, Poales, Poaceae.